AUGAGUGACAUCUACGAGUCAGCGGCGAACUCUCUGGGUUUGUUCAGCAGUCCGUGUCUGACCAAAGUGGAGCUGCGUCUCACCUGUAAAGGAAUCUCCGACCGCGACGCUCUGUCCAAACCCGACCCCUGCAUCGUCCUCAAGAUGCAGUCGCACGGCCAGUGGAUGGAGGUGGACCGUACUGAGGUGAUCCGUAGCUGUGUGAAUCCGUCCUACUCGAAGGUUUUCACUCUGGACUUUUAUUUUGAAGAGGUGCAGCGUCUGCGCUUCGAGCUGUUCGACAUCAACAGCGGCUUCAACGGUCUGAGAGAGGCCGACUUCCUGGGAUCAGUGGAGUGCACGCUGGCACAGGUGAGACGCGGGGAGGAACUGUCCAAAGCUCUGCUGAGACCAGGAGGAACUGUUGGGAAAGCUAUUAUCACAAUCACAGCAGAGGAGCUGACCGGGAACGACGACUACAUCGAGCUCUCCUUCAGCGCCAGGAAACUGGAUGACAAGGACUUCUUCAGUAAGUCUGAUCCCUUCCUGGAGAUCUAUCGUCUGAACGAUGACGCAACCAUGCAGCUCGUCUACAGAACAGAGACUGUGAUGAAUAAUCUGAACCCAGUGUGGAAAACCUUCAAAGUGUCACUGAACUCACUCUGCAGCGGAGACCAUGAACGCAAGCUGCAGUGCACCGUGUGGGACUGGGACUCCAACGGGAAACACGACUACAUCGGAGAGUUCGAGGCCACGUUUAAAGAGAUGAGAGGAGCCAUCGAUGGGAGACAGGUUCAGUGGCCGUGCAUAAACCCCAAAUAUAAAGUGAAGAAGAAGAAUUACAAAAACUCUGGGAUCGUCAUUCUCAACCAGUGCAAGAUCAUCAAGAUGCACUCCUUCCUGGAUUACAUCAUGGGAGGCUGUCAGAUCCAGUUCACAGUAGCCAUCGACUUCACGGCGUCUAACGGAGACCCUCGAAACAGCUGCUCCCUCCACUACAUCCACCCGUACCAGCCCAACGAGUACCUGAAGGCUCUGGUAGCUGUGGGAGAGAUCUGCCAGGACUACGACAGUGAUAAAAUGUUCCCUGCGUUCGGCUUCGGUGCUCAGAUCCCUCCUGACUACAAGGUCUCUCACGACUUCGCAGUGAAUUUUAACGAGGAGAAUCCAGAGUGUGCAGGUAUUCAGGGUGUGGUGGAGGCGUACCAGGCCUGCCUCCCCAAGCUGCAGCUCUACGGCCCGACCAACAUCGCUCCCAUCAUCCAGAAGGUCGCCAACUCCGCCUCUCAGGAGGUCAACACCAAAGAGGCCAUGCAAUACUUCAUCCUGCUGAUCCUGACCGACGGCGUCAUCACAGACAUGGCCGACACCAGAGAGGCCAUCGUCCAGGCGUCCCACCUCCCGAUGUCCGUCAUCAUCGUCGGGAUUGGGAACGCCGACUUCAGCGACAUGCAGAUGCUGGACGGAGACGACGGGAUCCUGCGCUCGCCCAAAGGAGAGCCGGUCCUCCGAGACAUCGUCCAGUUCGUCCCCUUCCGCAACUUCAAACACGCGUCUCCGGCUGCUCUGGCUAAGAGCGUGCUAGCAGAAGUGCCCAACCAGGUGGUUGACUACUACAACAGUAAGGGCAUCAAGCCCAAAGUGCCGAGUCAGUAUCAGUCUUCCAGGUCGUUUGGACCCUGA
This is a messenger RNA of Scomber japonicus (chub mackerel), 1662 nucleotides long. RefSeq names its product copine IVa (gene cpne4a). The transcript is spliced from 15 exons. Bases 1 to 1662 code for a protein of 553 amino acids. The record is from RefSeq and is a predicted model, not a curated record. Gene Ontology annotation, molecular function: calcium-dependent phospholipid binding. Gene Ontology annotation, cellular component: plasma membrane. Gene Ontology annotation, biological process: cellular response to calcium ion. NCBI's taxonomy places the organism in Eukaryota, Metazoa, Chordata, Actinopteri, Scombriformes, Scombridae.